UGCUGGUAAGUUGACUUUGCCGGUUGUCAGCAGGGUAACUUUUCAGACAGAUUGUGCCAGCAUUCGUGACCGUGGCCAGCCAUUGAGGACGAAACACAAGCAAAAUUUCUUUUGGGCCAUUCUGCCAGUUGCAGUGGAAUAUCCACUUUCUUUUGGCUCAUGCCAUCAUGUCAUUGGGUUAUCAAAGCAGUGUUGCAGUGGUUUCUAUACCUGCAGAAAAUAUUUUGUCGCAAAUCUGCAAUCGCAGUCUGCAAAUCUUUCGUUGGUUCUUUAUGCUCCAGUCUUGAUUCAGAUAACCUCAGCUAAUUUUUCAUACGUAUUCAACAAACUGCUGCUGAUUGCAGUUGUAGAUUAAGUUCUUUUCUAUAGCCAGCUUAACCUGUGAAUUCAGAGAAAACGUAAAUGUAUGAGAAGGUUGCCAUCUUUCACAUAUUGUUGACUCGAACCAGAGUACCUGCAGUGUUUGAGUGCAGUACAAAGGCCAUGCUGUUUUGACUACAUUGUAGAACGGUCAGGAGUGGUUGCUUUUCAUUAUGCUUGACAUGUGCUGCCUUUUGAUAAUUUCAAGCAAUAUGUUAUGCGUGUGAUGAGGGGUAUUUUCAAUCCAGGGUAAGGAGGCCUGUCAGCAUCCUGAACGCCAGCUGAAGUGCAGGCCACAACAGUGGUGUCGUCCUAUGAAGGAACGAUGCCUGUGGGGAUGUCCAGCCUCAAUCCACUGGCACACUUUCAGAUACAGUCACCAGACAAACCCAUGCAAUCACCGACACGGCCCUUGCAAACGCAUGCUCUGGUCAACCACUUCACUCAACAGACUGUCCAGCAGCAUACGCCUGCUGCAGCAGUGACCCAGCCACGCUUGUCACCAGUGCUUCCUCAGCCAGUCAAGACACUAGUAUUCUUCGACCUCGAAACAACAGGCCUGCCCUCCAAGUUCCAGCCAGUCAGCAUAACUGAAAUAGCCAUGGUGGCUGUGGACAGGGCCCACUUUGAGAAGCAAGAUAAGGCUGAAUUUCGGGUGAUCAACAAGCUCACACUGUGCCUAAAGCCUCAAGCUGUCAUGCACCCGAUGGCUGCCAAGAAGUCUGGUCUGGACACCACUCUCCUGAAGGACCAGGGCCUGUUUCAUCAGGCCCAACCUGCGAUUCGUGCCUUUCUCUCCGUCCUGGCUCCACCGAUCUGCCUUCUGGCCCAUAAUGGCGACUCUUUUGACUUUCCCAUAUUCAUGGAUGAGCUCGUGUUUUCUACGGGCAGCGGUGAUGUGGACAGCGUUCUGGGUGUACCAGGACUGGCAUGCUGCGACACACUCAAAGCUGUGCGCCACCUCUGGCCUGUGCUGCCUUCUGCACCCAAGAAGGGACGUGGAUCAGUGGCUGCCAGCAAGCAGAACUCGUAUGCACUUGACCAGCUAUACAAGCGCUUCUGUGGUCGCCGUUCCAAUGCACAUCACGCUGAGCAGGACUGCGUUGACCUCAUGAAGGUGUGUCACACAGAGAAAGCAGCUUUUGUGGCCUACGUUGAUGCCAAUGCAGCACACCUAGCUGAUGCCCGUCGUUCUUGGUGAUUGCAACAGCAGCCCCCAUGAGUUUUGCGCAAUGUCCUUGUCUGCAUCUCUGCAACAUCCUUACGAAUUUGGUAGAGCAAAGUGUGCCAUCUCCCUUGGGCUUGUUCUGCAAGCCUUUUGUGGACUCUUGUGAUUUUGGCAUGGGUGAUCAUCGCUGGUGCACGGUCUAGUGAGCUUUCCUUUUUUUUUCUUUUUUUUUAAAUCUUAGGUUUCAGUGCCUACCUAGCAUGUAGGUACCUGGAUCUCAUUGUAGUGAAUGUGAGGGGAAAUACGUUACUUUAAGUUUUAUUUCACCCAGUUUUGUGUAUCUUCGUACUGCUGCAAACACUUAGUCCACCUGCCUCUACGUCUCAUUUGACCCUCUCUUCUAAGAGUGCUUUUUUUUUCUCCUUUUGGUGACUCUUAGCGACUUCAGGCAGUGCAACGCACAUUUCUAUUCUUUUUUAAGGUCUGCUGCUAAUUUGCUGCCGUAUUGUGUGAGCCAGUGCUAGUCUUGAAUUGCAGGAAAAGGGAGGUUCCCUGCCUCUACUUUCAAUUUUGUAGCAACGAGUUUUGGGUUGCUUGAUAUUGCUGCAAAUACUUGGGCAUUGUUGACGUCUAUUGCAACUGUGUACCAUACCAAUAUAUGUGGAUGAGUGAUGUUUUGUCAUUCCCCCAACUGAGCUGAGGCAGUAAUUCAUAAUUGAGUAUUCAUGGUAGAACAAAUGCAAGGAGGCUUAACAGGCACUUAAUUCCACCAAAGGCGAUGCUCCAAUGUGAUUUCAAACUAAUGUUUGUUUUGCAUUGGCCAUGCCCUGAGAAAUCCUUGUCUUUAUUUGUUACUCUUGUCUCACAGGGUUCAAUUAGGAAAUAGUGCCUUUCAUACUGGGUAUUAGUAUGUGAUGCCUUUGUAGCAUGUUUGUCUACUAAAUUGAGUGGGGUUUUAGGAACCUGUCAUAGCUUGUUAUUCACUAGUGACCGUAGAAAUCACCUGCUUGCAAAGCCAGCAUUCGUUUCUUGUUGCAUGUCCUCAUUAAGCAUUAAACUUCCUUGAAUAGUACAAAACAUUUCUUUUGCUGCAUCUGGAAUUUUAAACAAACUGCCUGCCUUGGUAGCGCACUAGGCAGUACGUAAAUUUCAUUAUCUGAAGGUUGUUAAUUUAAACGGUGUGUCACUACUUUUUAUUCAUUGCAUCAAUGUUUUAUUCAUUGCAUCCAAGUAUGCGCUAUGCUAAAGUCUUGUAGUCAUUACUUUGACCAUUUAGCCUCGUCGAUUUCUCAUUUUCUUCAUCAUUUACUGCUAUGUCAGUACGUAGCUCAUCAAACAUUAAAAUAUGUUCGUGGCAUGGAUAUUGUUAGCUCUCGUCUAUUGCUUUUUUUCUCUGGUGUGCAGUCCUUUCCUCCCGAUUCUCUUCAAUACACUCCAAUAGGCCAGGUUGGAGGGGCUUUUCUCCCUAUAUUGGUCUCUGCAGACCUGCAACACAGCCGUGUUGCACUUAAUGGGUGGCAUAGUUAGACUGUAUAGAGAGCCAGGGUUUGACAUCGGGACAAUUUGCUGUGCUUGAAAUGAGAUGGUGCCCCUCCGCAAGGUUUUGUCUACAAAGAGAGUACAACUUGCAAACAGUGGAAGGCUGUUGUUUAGUGUAAGUGGGGGGCUCAAAUGUCUCCUACUGAAUGCCAUGCCAUAACUAAACGGACACGUUAUGCUGCCUCCACAAUGGCUGAAGGUCGAGCUUAUUGGGCCACUGCUGUCCACGAGCAGUGCCUAGCAGCAGUAACAAGUGCCUUGGGAAAAACUGGGAGGGCGAAGUUUCUAUGUCAAAUGAACAGUGAUCAGCAGUGUAAGAGGAACAUAGACGAGCCACGUAGUGCUGUCGAAAUCAUUAUCUUCACAUGCGAUUGCACAUGCAGUCGGUGUAUGUACAUGUGUUUUGUUAUCCUACUCCCUCCCAUUGCAGGAGAGAUUUUUUAACGUUUUAUGGCGACUCCUUGUGGCAGUCGGGGAAUGGUAUUGAACACUUAAGGGUAAAUUGGGUUUUUGUCUAUUCUCUUCUUAUUCCCCUCACAUUUGCUGUAAAUGGUUGACGAAAUGUUAUUGCUUAGCAGGUCUGAAGAUAAAUGCAAACAUGUAUUUGAACAAAAUGUGCUCUUAUAUCACAGACUUCGCUUCAUAUUGACGAGAAAAGUCCAGCUAACAGCACUUUUUGUGGUCACUAGUGUAUGACAAUACCAUGGUUAGGAGGGCAUGGUAAGAGUUUAGGAACAUUGUACUUGUAUUGUGCAGAUGUUUUUAUGUAUUCAUAUGAUGUUCACUAGCACUUUUCUGACUUGUAUUUGUUUUAUGGUAAACAAUUAUGUAAGAAUGUGUUAAGAUGAUUUGUGUUUAGCGCAGUACAAGCAUACGGUCUUAUAUGCAUGCAAGGAAGGGACACUGAAGAUUGGAGUUUGAUGAAGUUGUAUUAAUUUUUUUUGUGAUGAAGUUGUAAUAAUUUAUUCAGCAUGUGUGUUCCCCAUCCGUAUGUUAUGUUGCAUGAUAUUUCUCUCAAUUUUUGUAGCUAUGUAUGUCACAUUUCAUUUGCAUAUUGCUGUGCAUCCUAGUAGCUUAAUUACCUGUUACCACAAAAAAAGCCUUGUUAACAGUUGAAAAUGCAGCAAGAUGUCUUCACCGAACCUGAGCAUUGUGAGCUUACAUUGUGACCAUGGAAAAACUUGUGCCCAGAAUAUGUGUAUUUGUAAUAAAUUAUAUUCCUAAACAAUGGGA
Molecule: messenger RNA, 4300 nt
Organism: Dermacentor andersoni
Lineage: Eukaryota; Metazoa; Arthropoda; Arachnida; Ixodida; Ixodidae
Product: three-prime repair exonuclease 1-like
Biological process (GO): DNA catabolic process
Cellular component (GO): cytoplasm
Molecular function (GO): nucleic acid binding; 3'-5'-DNA exonuclease activity
Source: RefSeq, a predicted model, not a curated record